AGGUCGGUGUGGCUGGACCGUGGCGGUGAAACUCACCUUACCUGUAACCUCACUCAGCUCAUCACUCCACAUUACUCCGUAUAGCCGUGCAUCAUCCAGGACAACACGUCUUCGCUCAUUCAUCAUCCGAUUACAUUCUUUGUUCAUCAGUUCCCGUUUCCCUGCCAUUAUACAAGCGUCUUGAAGUUUUCUUGCGAGUGUCUCCCGCCUCAUCAGACACAGUCAUGUCGUUCAUGCCGCAACGUGGCGGCCCUGGCCAGCCACGGCCUGGUCCUGGAGGUCAUCCUGGUGGUGGCCCCGGCCAGCAUGGCAGUCAGGCCGGCCCUGGAGGUCCUGGACGCCAGGUCACCCUCCAGUGCGCAAAGGUGAACGACAAGAACUUGCAGUCGCAACUGAUUUACAGCAACAUUUGUGCCGUCAACCCCAGAGACUUUCCGACGCAGCGUCCCAACCAGAACUUCCACGUCCUUAUCCGAGGCGGGCAACCCAGGGGCGAAUUUGUGGUGACCGCGAGGCCUCUGGACGUUCUGCCACCGGGUACCAUCAGUCUCUCUGACCCCCAGCGUACCUGGUGCGGCAUCUCACUAAGAGACCAGUUCACUGGUGAGGUGUAUGAUCCGUUCUCGGCGCGCGAUGGAAAGGCCUACCUAUCCUCGCUGGACCUCGAGGUCACAUUUGCCUCGCCUAGUAAGCGGACAGAUGUCCCUUUUGAGGAGUCUGCUCUCAUUGCCGAUUUCACCAAGACGUUCGAUGGCCAGGUUCUCGCCCCUGGCCAGCGCAUCAUCAUGGACCGGGGCAACAUCCCUCUUCUCGUCACCGUCAAGUCCAUCAUCCUCGUCGACCUCAGUGGCGGGUCCGCCCCCGAAGGCGCAGAGCGCACCAGGGAGCCAUGGUCAAGGGGCAUUCUCACCACCAACACAGAUGUCGCCUUUCGAAUCGACAGCCAGUCCCCUCUCAAACUCAACACAUCUUCGACGCGUGCCAGGGCCAACCCGAUCCUCGCGCCCGACUUCAAGUUCCAGGACAUGGGCAUUGGCGGUCUCGCCGACGAGUUCUCAACCAUCUUCCGCCGUGCCUUCCUCUCACGUAUCUUUCCACAGGCAACCAUCUCCAAACUGGGCAUAUCCCACGUCAAGGGUAUCCUCAUGUACGGUCCUCCAGGUACUGGUAAAACCCUGAUGGCCCGUCAGAUCGGCAAGAUGCUCAACGCUCGGCCGCCCAAGGUUAUCAACGGUCCCGAAGUCCUCAACAAGUACGUCGGCCAGUCCGAGGAGAACAUUCGCAAAAUGUUUGCGGACGCUGAGAAGGAGUACAAGGAGAAGGGCGACGAAAGUGGCCUCCACAUCAUCAUCUUCGAUGAGCUGGACGCUGUCUGCAAACAACGUGGCUCGGGGACCGGUGGUGGCACUGGUGUCGGAGACAGUGUCGUCAACCAGCUGCUGUCCAAGCUCGACGGUGUCGACAAACUCGAGAAUAUCCUUCUGAUCGGCAUGACCAACCGAAAAGACAUGAUUGAUGACGCUCUGCUACGUCCCGGACGUCUCGAGGUCCACCUGGAGAUCUCCCUUCCUGACGAAAAGGGCCGCCUCCAGAUUCUUGAGAUUCACACGAACCCGCUGUCCAAGAACAAGAUGCUGGGCGGCGACGUCAAUCUGCACGAGAUUGCCGAGCAGACCAAGAACUUUUCUGGUGCCGAGCUCAACGGUCUCGUCCGCAGCGCCGUGUCAUAUGCCAUGUCACGCAGCGCCCCCAUGGGCGAGCAGGGUGUUCCCACCGCCAACCCCGAGAGCAUCAUGGUCGACCGCGACGCCUUUGAGUACGCUCUCCGCGAAGUCCGCCCUGCCUACGGUGUCUCGGAGAAUGACCUCGACGAGGCCGUCCGCAGGGGCAUCAUCCGCUACAGCCCGCACGUCGGCACCACCAUUGAGAGCAUGGCUCGCGUCAUCGACAUGGUCGCGACUUCGCAACAUCAAUUCGGUCACUCUGUUCUCUUCCACGGCCCAGACGGCUCAGGAAAGACUGCACUGGCGGCCUUUGUGGCGAAGCAGUCGGACUGCCCCUUUAUCAAGAUCAUCACGCCCGCGCACCUGGCCAGCCAAAGGGACGAGUUUGCCCGAAGCGACUACAUCCGCAAGGUCUUUGCCGACGCGGCAAAGUCGCCCUUUAGCAUCGUCAUUCUCGACAAGGUCGAGAAGCUCAUCGGCUGGAACCCCAUUGGUCCCCGUUUCUCUACCACCAUCCUGGAGCCGAUGCAGGCUCUCAUUGACCAGCCUGGCUCAGAGGUACGUAUUCGGCCAUGCGCCAUAUCAAGUGGCACCUGCUGAUAUUCUCUCCCUUUUUAGAAACAUCGCCUCUUGGUAUUCGCCACAACGUCAAACAUUUCUGCUCUGAAGAUGCUCGAGGUCGACCGCACAUUCAGAAAGCACACGGCCGUGCCCGCCGUCAGCGACCUCCGUGAGCUUGGUGCUGUGCUCACCGAGUCCCCCGUGCCCUUCUCGUCAGAUGACAUCAACACUACGUUGGGCGCUAUCCAGCGACAGACAGGGACCGAUCGUGUCAACGUUGGUAUCAAGACGGUACUCGAGUGUGCCUUUGAGGCGCAGAUGGCCCCCGCCAGUGAGAUGCCACUCAUGUUUACGGAGCUUCUCGUCGGUUAUAUUGAAUAGAGUACAAGACGUAUAUGUCUGAAUAGAAGGUUCAUGAAUUGGAAGCCAAAUGACAUGCUCA
This is a messenger RNA of Emericellopsis atlantica, 2727 nucleotides long. RefSeq names its product P-loop containing nucleoside triphosphate hydrolase protein. NCBI's taxonomy places the organism in Eukaryota, Fungi, Ascomycota, Sordariomycetes, Hypocreales, Bionectriaceae. Gene Ontology annotation, cellular component: Golgi stack. Bases 225 to 2324 code for a protein of 699 amino acids. Gene Ontology annotation, molecular function: ATP hydrolysis activity; ATP binding. Gene Ontology annotation, biological process: intra-Golgi vesicle-mediated transport; Golgi to plasma membrane protein transport; SNARE complex disassembly. The transcript has 2 exons. The record is from RefSeq and is a predicted model, not a curated record.